Molecule: messenger RNA, 1090 nt
Organism: Fragaria vesca subsp. vesca
Lineage: Eukaryota; Viridiplantae; Streptophyta; Magnoliopsida; Rosales; Rosaceae
Product: chaperone protein DnaJ-like
Exons: 7
Coding region: 39-437 (132 amino acids)
Cellular component (GO): cytoplasm; nucleus
Source: RefSeq, a predicted model, not a curated record
UCUCUCUCUCUCUCUAAUGAAGCGUUAUGUUGCCGUAGAUGGAGGGCAGUGGCAGUGGCUGUGGUAGUACCACCCCCGACCAAAACAACAAGGAUUACUACCGAAUUUUGGAGGUUGAUUAUGAUGCAACUGAUGAGAACAUCAGGCUAAAUUACCGAAGACUUGCUCUGAAGUGGCAUCCUGAUAAGCACAACGGUGGCGCUCACGUUACAGCAAAGUUUCAAGAGAUUAACGAAGCUUACGAAGUGUUGAGUGAUCCUGCUAAGCGACUUGACUAUGAUCUAACUGGCAUAUGUGAGAUUGAUAAGUAUACUUUACCGGAAUAUCUUGGCAGAUUUAGAGGAAUGAUACUUACAUGCAAUGGCCUGGGUAUUAGUCAUGCAUCAACACGGCCACAAUUGGUGGAAACCGAUGUAUUAGCAGAGAAAUCAGCCUAAUAUCUAAUAAGGAUCAUCAAAACUCAAAAGGCUCACAUGAAUGCAACAUAUGAACCCUAUCAAGUUAGAUACCGACAAUUGGAUGUUGGCUUGAUUGGCUACAAACAAAAUUUGAAGAAAAAACCUUGAGUUGUAAGUAUUAAUCUGGUUUGGUUUCUCUCAAGUCUCAAUGAUUGAUGAGGAGUUCUUUGGGGAGCCUAUCAAAGUGUCCGCGAGUGGUUCCAUCAAACUCGUUUGUCUGAGCCAAUGCGUGAGCAGAGACGGUGUCUGGCAGGUUGAUGAGAAAGGUGUUGAGAAGGGCAUUUGUCUUGCUUGAUCCGGUUCUCAUCAGUUUCCCCAGAAUUAGGUGUGGUUCAAAUCCCCCCCUCUAAGGUCCCUUUGUGAACACCAGGCAUUUGCCGCCUUCUGCUUGUGCACCCUGCACCUUCACUGUGAAUUAUCUUCAAGUGACUUGUGAUUGAUCAGAUUAGUCAAAUCUCCUCCAGAUCUUGUUUCUGUAAUUCUUUAUGUAUAUUCUUUUCAUUGUUCUCAACUCUCAGCUCUCUUAAAAAUAAACCUCCGAGUCACUUAGAGAACGAGAUGAACAAACCAUUGCUAUUGUUGAUUGGAUUCUGGCAUACAUGACUAUAGAAAAUCGCUUCAUUUGCCUCUCC